AACGAUUGCACCGUGGAGGAUUAACUCUACAUCCUCAGUUGUCUGACGCUGGCAAAAUCAAUUAAACCUCUUUGCGCAAAGUGGAUUCGGAGAAAUAAUCAUAAUCAUAAGAAAGUUAAGAGGAUAAGACCAUGUUGUUAGCACGAUGCUACGUAGCACUGGAGGGGAAGGAACAAUGUCUCAAUAACAAGUCUGCACCUUGUGAUUCCAAUUAGCUAAUAGCUGACUUCAAGUCUCAAAUAAAGUGUGGGCUGCACAAAGAUCUCCAUUGAUGACGCUGAGACGACACUUUGGCUCUGACCUCACGCUCUGCAGCAUCUUACCGUUCAUACAAGCUGACCGCGAGGUACCGAAGGCCAAUCUGACCAUGGCUAUUUCUUUAAUGCUGGUGGCGUUCGUCGUCUCUCUGGUCGGAGCUCAGGUGCCCCACUGGGGAUCGUGUCCAGAACCGGACGUUCAGGCCUCGUUCGACGUCAAACUGUUCAUGGGCAGGUGGUUUGAAAUCGGAAGACUGCCGACUCAGUUUGAAAAGGGUUGCUGCAUGGAGACAAACUUUACUUUAAGGACCAACAACUCGUUCCGAGUGGUCAGCUCGCAAAUGCUAAAAGGAGCGCGGAGGACGAUUGAAGGCAUUGGCGUCAUAGAGGAUCAGAAGCAUCCUGCCAAGCUUGGAAUAAGCUUCUCCUAUGUGCUGCCCUAUUCCCCCUACUGGAUCCUGUCCACGGACUACGUCAACACGGCCCUUGUCUACUCCUGCACGGACGUCCUGAGGGUCUUCCACCUCGACUUCGCCUGGAUCCUGGCGCGGACGCGUACCCUGCCGGAGUCCGCCGUCGAAAUGGCCAAGGAGACGUUUGCCAGCAAAAACAUCGACGUGAGCCGCAUGAUUGCCACCAAACAAACAGGCUGUGACGAGUGACGAGCAAUAUUUAAAACAAAGGUUGAAAUGGCCUAAAUUGAGUGUUGUGAUUUAAUGGAAGGAAUGUGUUGUCUCAUGUAUAGAUUGAAAUGAGCUUUAAGAACAUUCUAUUAUACCUGCAGGAAUUUAUCCUUAAAUGUAUAGCUUUGCUGUUUCAGUUGUUAGUCCUAAUACAGAAAUGAUAUUCUAGAAUUGCAUAAACUGACUACUUAAAAGGUGAAUUAAAAGUGAUGAACCAAU
This is a messenger RNA of Nerophis lumbriciformis (worm pipefish), 1159 nucleotides long. It is a transcript of the gene apoda.1, whose product is annotated as apolipoprotein Da, duplicate 1. The record is from RefSeq and is a predicted model, not a curated record. Gene Ontology annotation, biological process: tissue regeneration; response to reactive oxygen species; lipid metabolic process. Gene Ontology annotation, cellular component: cytoplasm. NCBI's taxonomy places the organism in Eukaryota, Metazoa, Chordata, Actinopteri, Syngnathiformes, Syngnathidae. Gene Ontology annotation, molecular function: lipid binding.